Molecule: messenger RNA, 1737 nt
Organism: Monoraphidium neglectum
Lineage: Eukaryota; Viridiplantae; Chlorophyta; Chlorophyceae; Sphaeropleales; Selenastraceae
Product: deoxyribodipyrimidine photo-lyase
Exons: 12
Coding region: 1-1737 (578 amino acids)
Biological process (GO): photoreactive repair
Molecular function (GO): FAD binding; DNA binding; DNA photolyase activity
Source: RefSeq, a predicted model, not a curated record
AUGGCGUCUGCCGGAAGCGGCGCGCGCCGCGCGGUUGUUUGGUUCAGGAACGACCUGCGGCUGCGGGACAACGCGGCAGUUGCAGAGGCGGCGGCCAAGGUCAAAGGCGGGGAGGUCGACUCAGUAGUGCCCCUGUACGUGUUUGACCCGCGGUCGUUCAAGGCGUCGCCCUGGGGCAACGUCAAGACUGGGCCGUACAGCAAGGCAGGCACCAAACGACUCACCGCCGACUCGCGCGUGCGCCACACCGCAUCUCGCGGAAGGGCCCAAUUUCUGCUGGAGAGCGUGGCGGCUCUCAAGGGGUCGCUGAAGGCGCUCGGCUCUGACCUGCUGGUGGCUGUGGGCCGGCCUGAGGACGUCAUCCCUGGUCUGCUGGGCGAUGGCGGGCAGCUGGUGCUGACUCAGGAGGAGGUCACCAGCGAGGAGCUGUCCGUGGACGCCAAGGUGGCGCGCGCCGUCAAGCCCCGGGGCGGGCGGCUGGUCAAGCUGUGGGGGUCUUCCCUGUAUCAUCGGGACGAUCUGCCUUUCAAGGAGGGCUGCGGGGACGUGCCUGACGUGUUCACGCCAUUCAAGGAGAAGGCUGAGAGGAUGGGCAAGGUCAGGAAGGAGCUCCCCACCCCAAAGCCCGGGGACCUGCCACUGCCCCAGGGCCUGCCCGACGCCCUCACCUCUACCCUGCCCACCUGGGAGCAGCUGCCGUUCCCCGUCGGGUCCCGCCCCGCGCCGCCGGCGCGCCACCCCAGCGGCGUGCUCGACUUCAAGGGCGGCGAGGCGGUGGCCCUUGCGCGGCUGAAGUACUACCUUUGGGACUCUGACCUGGUGGCUGACUACUUUAACAUCCGCAACGGUAUGCUGGGGGGCGACUACUCGACCAAGCUCGCCCCCUGGCUGUCGGCAGGCUGCAUCUCGCCCAGGACGAUCUACCACGAGAUCAAGCGGUACGAGGCGCAGCGCGGCUCAAACAAGAGCACCUACUGGGUCAUAUUCGAGCUGACCUGGCGCGACUACUUCAAGUUCUUCGCCCUGAAGCACGGCAACUCAAUCUUCUUUGAGACCGGCACCAGUGGGCUGCCGCUGACGUGGACCAAGGACCCUGAGCUGUUUGAGCGCUGGGCCCAGGGGCGGACGGGGAUGCCCCUGGUGGAUGCCAACAUGAGGGAGCUCGCCGCCUCAGGGUGGAUGAGCAACCGCGGGCGCCAGAACGUGGCGUCCUACCUGGUCCUCGACCUGGGGGUGGACUGGCGGCGCGGCGGGGACUGGUUCGAGCACCACCUGCUGGACUAUGACGUAGCGUCCAACUGGGGCAACUGGGUGUCCGCCGCCGGCCUGACGGGCGGCCGCAUCAACCACUUCAACAUCACCAAGCAGUCCAAGGACUACGACCCGGAUGGGGAGUACAUAAGGGCCUGGGUGCCGGAGCUCAAAAACGUGCCCGCCCCCAGGAUCCACGAGCCCUGGCUCAUGAGCAAGGAUGAGCAGGAGCGAUACGGUGUGCAGAUCGGGAAGGACUACCCCAACCCCAUCCCAUCCAGCCGCUUCGGGCGCCCGCAUGGUGGCGGCGGCGGCGGCGGCGGCAGAGGAUCAGGCGGCGGCGGGCGGUACGGCGGCGGCGGCGGCGGCGGUCGGGGCUCCUUUGUGCGGCACGGCGGCGGCGGUGGCGGCGGCGGCGGCGGGAGGGGCGGCCGUGGCGGCGGCGGGCGGCAGUCCAGGCGCAGCGAGUUUGACCGGUUUGGAUGA